AUGCAACACACAGUCUUAGGGCAGAUUGGACACACAGCGCACGGGGCCCCACUAUCCGCUGUAGGGGCUCCCGUUCCUGCUGUAGGGGCCUCUCUGCCGACAACGGGGUCCCCUAUGCCUGGUGUAGUGGCCCCUCUAUCUUCUGCAGAGGUCACGCUGUCCGCUGUAGGGCCCUGUGUAUCGACUGGUGGGCUCCCUGGUUCCGGUGCAGGCCCUCUGCCUCCUGCAGGUCCCUCCUUAUCUGCUGCUCCGGGGGCCUCCACUUCAGCGCCUUCUGUGAAUGUGAUGCCUUUGGCCUCUCCGCCCAGUGGUUGCCCCGCAGGGCAGCCACCUGCAGCCCCGGGAAUGGGCACUCCGAACGUGGGUGGAGUGGGGGCCUCCCAGUCGCCUGUACUGCCUGGAGGUUCUCUGAUGCCUAUGCCAGCGAGUGCCACUCUCGUCAGUUCAAUACCUCCUCUGUCACUUUCUCUUUCACCCCUUGGUUCGGUAGAGGGAAGCUCCCUUCUAGCCGCAAGAGGGGCGCCGCAGGGCCCUGCUUCAACUGGUCCUAGUUCGUCAGCUCUACAUCUGCAGCCCUCAGGCUCCUAUCAGUUAGGUCCCCUAACUGCAAGCUCAGGAGCCGGCCACACAGCACCUAGGGCACCUCAGGUGCUUCCUCUGGGGUCUGCUCAGCCACCAAUGGGCGGCGCAGCUGCAGCAGCUGCAGCAGCUGCAGCAGCGGCCGCUACGGCAGCCGCAGCAGCAGGGGCCGCGUCCGUUGCUCCGCCCGUGGCUGGCCCUCCCUGUUUGCACUCGUUGACCCCUGUACAGCUUAUCAGUGCGCCUGCUGCACUGCCAGCGGGCACAGUGAAGGUGCUCCCGUCAGGGGGAGCCCCUGCUGCUGCUGCUGCUGCCUUAGUGCCAGGCGUGGCCCACCCACCGUACAGCCAUAACCAAUUAACAGCUGCAGGUCCACUGCAGGGAAACUUACAGGGGCCGCUUCCGAGCCUUUCUACCGACAGCGGAGCUGUCCAUAGGACCCCACCCCUUGGGCCUUCACUUGCAUCCUCACUGGGGCAGGUGCUGUUUGCGGGGGAGCCGGCAGCGGCGCCAAGCCAGAACCAAGAGAAGCAACAGCAGCAGGCCUCUGCCACCGACGCUUCUUCUGCUUCUCGGUUGCCAAACAUGCAGAAAAACGUCAUCACGUCUCUGAAUGAUGGUCUUGUUGCUGCUUUGGGGUCGCCAGGAACCCCAAAGGCUCCUCUUGUCACUAGCAACAACAACGCCGGCAGCCUGGGCGAGCAGCAGCAACAGGGGCAGCAGCAAACUAUGCAGCAACUCACACAGCAGCAGCAGGUACUAUCUUUAGGAGCGAGCACCAUCGAUAACCUGCUGCCGGAAGCUCCAAAGGGACCCGUCGGUUUGGGGCCCCUCCCUCAGGUAUACGUACCCCCGAACCCCUUUGCUCGCUUGCCAGGCAGCACCAGAGACGGCAGCAGUGGCAACAGCUUCGACGCUCCUGCUGCAAGUCUUCCUGCUGCGACUGUUGCUGCGUUGCCGCCUUUGACACCUACGCCAUCACUGCAACAGCAGCAGCAAGCGCAAUCAGAUCUGCUGACGCAGCAGAUGCAGCAGAUGCAACAGCAUCAGCAGCAGCUUGAGCAACAGCAACUGCAGCACCAGCAGCAGCAGCUCCAGCAGCAGCUGCAACAACAACUACAGCUACAGGCGCAUCAGGACGCCGCUCCCAAGAGCGCAACUCCGGGCAACACGCUAUCACAGCAGCUCCUGCGGGAGCAGCAGCAGCUCUUGCAGCAAAAGCUGGAGCAACAGCAGCAACAAAUACAGCAGCUGAAGGAGCGCAUUGAAGCGGAGGAGAUUUCGAGAAGAUCGAGUGUCUGUUCUGCCAGCUCCAGCUCCACAGAUAGUCAGAAGCAGCAGCAGCAGCCUGCACAUGCUCUGAAGCAACUGCAGCUGGAGCCGCAACAUCCGCAGUCGUCCGAUCAGGUGAUGUCAGCGCAUUUGGUGGCUCGAAGGGAGGAAGAGGAGCACGAGCUCCUUAGGCAGGAAAGACCUGAGCAACAGCAGGAUGAGCGAGAGCCUGAGCCGCAAAUGCAGCAACAGCUGCAGCAAGAGGAACCGCUGCAGCAGGAAGAGAGCCAGUUGCUGCAGACAGAAGAAGCGCCGCAGCCAAAUGCCCAAGAGGUGCCAUACGACCAGCAGCAACAGCCGCAACGACAGCAGCAAAAGCAGCAGCAAGGACAACACCAACAGCAGAAAGUGCAGCAUCAGCAGCAUGCGGAAAAUAUUCUGCAGCAGAACCCAUCAACACAGAAGCAACAGCAGCGUCGUCGGGCCUUCGAAGAUCUGUGGGCGAAUCCAGAGCAGGAGAAGCCAGGGCCGCAACUCAUGCAGCAGUUGCAGCAGCAGUCGCAGCAGCGACCUGUGCAGCUGGCGGUGCACAAACAGCCGACGCAGCAGGAUGCCCACGUACUCCAACGGCAGCCAUUUUUUCCUCCUGAAGUCACGCAGCAACAACAGCCGCCUCAACAGGUGCCUUCAGGGCCUAAUCCUUCUUUGCGGACAAGGCGGAACUCCGAACAGCAGCUGCCAAAUGGCCAAAUGCAUCAGCAAGAAGUGCGGCAGCAGUCGGAGCAGGCGUCGCAGCAAGAAGACCCCGGCAAGGUCUCAAGUGGAGACCAAGAGAUGAGCCUUCAGGAGCGAUUGAAAAGGCAGCCGGAGCAGCAUCAGCUGCAAGAGUGGCAGCAACUGCAGAAAAAACAGCAGGAACAGCAAGAGUUGCCUGAGCUGCAGUCUGAGCAGCACCAACAGCCUGAGCAGCACCAGCAGCGGCAACUGGAGCAGCAACGGCCUGUGUCAAUAUCGUCGUGUGUUUCUGAAGUAGCGCUUGACGAGCCGACUUCUCUUGUGUCUCCUUGGCAAGCGGACCCUGCCUGGCUCUUUGAGGACUCCGACGCGGCGCCGUUUGGGCAGCCAGUCACCUCCACGGUAGCAGCAGCCGCAGCCGCUGCUGCUGUUGCUGCUACCGCCGCGACCGAGACGCUAAACAAGGCUUGUGCUAAAUUAGAAGCAAGGCAGAGCGGUUUGGCAGCGGAUGAGCAACAGCAACAACAGCAGUGCCAACAAGGACAGCCGCGACAGCCUGGAGGAGCCGCUGCAAAUAGAAGCCCUCCAGUGACAGCUGCAGAAGCGGGAGCAACGGCAGCAGUGAUUGCAGUGGCAGCGACAGCAGCAACCGCAGCAGCUACUGAAGCACUCUCAUCGGCGGAUAGCCACAAAGCAGCGGCCCUCAUUGCUAAGGGGCCUGCCGCCGCCACAGCAGCAGCAGCACCAGCAUAUCCUUUCUUGAAUCACCAAAAGUAUACCGGUCACACCGCCGCAGUGCCUGCACCGCAACUUGUCACUGAUGCGGCAGCACCCGCGAACUUUGAUGCAGUGUCGACUUCGCAAACAAACCCUGAAGCAGCAGCAGCAGCAAUAGCAACACCGGUAGCACCAACAGCACUCGAUCGGGUAGCACCGGCAGCACCGGCGACAGCAGGAGGAGCAGCACUUGGCGGAGAAGCAGCAGUCACCAAUCUAGAGUCAGCAACAACAAUAACAGAAACAAAAGCAACUGCACGGCACGUGGUAUACAUUGGACACGAUAUGAAGGCUACAACAGAAGAGUUUCAUCGCAUGGGGCCCGGAGGGGCACCUUUUGCUGUAAGCAGCGGCGGCCUUUUCUGCUUAGCACAAGGCACUAAGCUUUCUUUUUGCAGCACCAUGGGGUUGCUGAUUGCAGCAGAGAAGGACGCCCCCACCAGUGCUACUGCCAGUAGCUCUGCAACGCCUGCUGCGCGGCUGUGUCAGCUACUCCUGGAGUACCCGGGACCUUUGGGAGCCUCUGAUCCCCGCACCACUUCUGCGCUUAUUUCAUUUUUUAAGAAGGCAGUUGCUUUUAGGAUGCCGCAACAGCAGCGCAUGUGUACUGUCCAGGCUACGGGCCUGUGGCAGCUGCUGUUGCUGUUACUGAAGCACAAUGGCGACAUCACUGCGGCAUCUCAGAGACUCCUCCACAGGAGUGAAGUUCAAUUUGCAGUCGAAGCAUUAGAAACCGAGACGCAGAACAAGCACCAGCAGCAAGAGCAGGGGCUGCCUAACAGCAACAGCAGUACCUGCGGUUGUGGUGGGCUGGGAGCUGUGGGCAGGCAGCUCUGCUGCGGCGAUGCAGCAGGGGCUGCGAAAACUGCAAGUGCGUUGGGGCUGCAUGCGCAUGCUUUGGCUGUUGCCAACGCUGCGGGAGCUGAAUCAGUCGAUGUGGCCCUCGCAGGCUUGGCUGAGACACUACAAGCUCCGUCAACCUCUGGUGCUGCACCAGCGACUGCCGCAGCCGCAGCUGCUGCUGUAGCAGCAGCGGCGGCUGCAUGCAGAGGUGGUGCAUGCGGUGUCUGGGUAGCAGCCCUUGAGCGUCUGUAUAGGGCUUUGGGCAGAGCCCCUCUCCCCGAGCCCACUGCGGAGGCUUUGCGAGGGUGGCUAUUUGUUGCGGCAAACUGCUGCAGCGUUCUGGGGCUACAGCACCCUGCAACACGGCAGCAGUUGCUGCAGUUGGGGCUGGCCCUGCAGACGCUCGCGCAGCAGGACCCCCAGGCAGCAGCUGCAGCAGCACCCUGUGGCGCUGCGCAUGCAGCACAGAUUCUGCUAUUGCUCGCGGGGGAGAAGCCAAGCGAAGAAGGAAUAGGACACAUUACUCUGCUAGGGGGAUGCUCUGGCUCUCCUUUUCUGCAGGAGGCAGAGCAGCUCAUACUGACGGAGACCCUUGAGUACAUAUUGAGACUGUCUAAUCCUCAGUGGGUCUACGUGCAUCUCAUUCCUCAUAAAGUUCGUUUUGCGGCUCUUCUUGCCGAGUUUGGCCUUCUAAAGCAAGCGGAGAGGUACUGUGAGUAUGCUGCUGCUUCCCUGAGGGCACAGCCUCAAGUCAAGGUGGAUCAACAGCUGCGUGAAAUGUUGCGACAGCAAACGCAGCAGCUGCAGCAGCAAGAACGAAACUCUUUGCUGCAGCAGCAGAGCAGCUUUUUGACCCAUAUCCGUCGAGAGCGCAUGCAGCAGCAGCAACAACAGCAGCAGCUGCCGAUCCAGGAUUCAAUACCUGGCGGCUCGAACGGCGUGGGACAACUUUUCGGGCAGCAGCAAGUUAGCAGCAACAGCAGCAGCCGCAGUAGCAGCAAGAAGAACAAAGGCAACAAGAACAGCGGCAGCGGCAGCUGGUUCGGGGGCGUAUUUGUGGGCCUCAAAAAGGCUGUGCUGCCGGUGCUUGCUGGAGAGGAGCGUCAAAUAGGGGUUGAGAAUACAUUUUAUUACAACAAGGAAAAACAAAGAUGGGAAGAAAGAGGCAAAGAGACACUGGAUGAGCUGCAGGGAGAGCAGCUACAGCAGGAGCAAGCCUCUCCACCUCCACCAGCAGCACCCCCUGCUGCUCUCUCUGUUCAGACUAACUUCAAAGAGGGGAUAAGUGUGAAGGCUAACGACGCAAUCCGGCAAGCCUCAACCUUUCAUGGCUUGUCUGAGAUAGCAGCACAGCUGUCUCCUUUGUCUUGCUUUUCCUCAAGUGACUUGUCGUCCAUUCAGCCAAGGGGCAUUUGUCUCAUCGAGACCCCCCAGUUUAAUGUGCAGUGUCUGGAGACACUAACGGGCCUGAGAUUUGUGCUGGUGGCAGACCCCGCGCUAUCUCGACAGUCGGUUGAGCAGUGCCUGCGUCGGGUAUACGUGGCCUACGCGGACUACGGCCUGAAGAAUCCCUUUUACGACAUUGACAUGCCUCUGAGGUGCCCCCUUUUCGAGCAGGAAAUAAAUAAAAUAUUUGCUGAGCACAUUCGAUCCUAA
Eimeria necatrix is the source of this 5862-nucleotide messenger RNA. RefSeq names its product sybindin-like family domain-containing protein, putative. Lineage: Eukaryota; Apicomplexa; Conoidasida; Eucoccidiorida; Eimeriidae. Bases 1 to 5862 code for a protein of 1953 amino acids. The record is from RefSeq and is a predicted model, not a curated record. Gene Ontology annotation, biological process: endoplasmic reticulum to Golgi vesicle-mediated transport. The transcript has 9 exons. Gene Ontology annotation, cellular component: TRAPP complex.